AUGUCGAUAGGGGUUCCUAUAAAAAUUUUACACGAGGCUGAAGGACAUAUUGUCACGCUUGAAACUAUGACCGGUGAAGUGUACCGAGGAAAGCUUGUUGAGGCUGAAGACAACAUGAAUUGUCAGAUGUCUAACACUACGGUAACUGCAAGAGAUGGCCGAGUGUCACAACUAGAACAAGUGUUCAUUCGAGGAAGCAAGAUCCGCUUUUUGAUUCUCCCGGACAUGUUGAAUUUACGAGGGUACAAGUUCUUUUACUGUGUUUUCCCAAGACCUCCGUCACCUCGUCGACCAUCUCCGUUUAGUCGAUAGGACUCUCGUGUUCCAUAUUAUAAUAGUGACAGUCAACUAACAAUUCAUUACCGCUUUUGUGUUUGCUUCACAUCAAAGAGACCAUUACUUCAAAUUAAAUCGAACUUCAUUUUGUAAGGGGAAUAGCAUUAGUUGGGAGCAACCUCAGAAUACCUAGCCACCUCGAAGCGAUGUCAAUCAACUUCUGAUGUAGUCGUGCAGUGAUUAAGCAAAUGGUGUGUUUUCAAUUCACACUCCCACACUCCCAUUGUCCUGUAGGUAUUUCUGAAGUUUAGCCUCUGAAUGCCACAGUGACCUAAGACUGAGGCAGGAUUUGCUUAGUUGAUAGAGAGCUUGACUGCACAGUGGCCGGGAGGUCUCAGGUUUAAUUCCCCUGGGGCUGGACCAAUAUCAGGGUCUUAAAAUUAGUUUAGAAGGGAAGUUAAUUCCUUUCCACUGCAACCGGCCAGACCUUCGUGUGGCUCAGGCGACCAUGUAAAAUGGCAGUCGCACGGCAAGUAAAUUUUGAUCUUUGGCAAGGAAAAAUAGAAGUUUGAUCAAAUUAGACUCAGUGGUCCAAUGAAUCUGUCUGAAAGUGUCAGCUUAGUAAAUGGUAAUUACCAGACAAUAACUAAUUCAAAACUGACGACUGCAGUAUGAGUUGGACAGUUAAAAGCAUGAAUCAAUUUAAAAUCCAAGUUCGCGGUUGCUUGCUUAUGUUACUCCUCCAAAAACUAUAUUGGUGAAAUCUCAUACAAAUAUAAUUUUGAUCACAAGAAACAAACCUCGAAACACAGAAACACAAAAAGGAUCCAAAUCCACCAAUCAAAAAUCACAAGCAAUGACCUUUUGAACCCAUUGAAGUAAACUACUGUUUCCUAAGAGGUUUGCCAAGAUGAUUGACAGCAGCAAAAAAUGCAGCAGCUGGCUUUUGCCCUUCAGAAUUUGUGUGUUUUUGAAAAGCACAGUAAGGGUGGGAAAGCUUGUUAACUAAGCUCUUUAACUAGGCUUCUUUAACAUCAAUUUGAAUCCAAGCAGAUUAGAAACACAUCAAAGGCGCUUGAAUCCAAAUGCAAGAAUAAGGAUUUGGUGCCUUUUCUGUAUGCAGCAAUGGCACCAAAAAUGUAGGGAAAAGCUAGAAAAAAAAAACUGA
Molecule: messenger RNA, 1444 nt
Organism: Porites evermanni
Lineage: Eukaryota; Metazoa; Cnidaria; Anthozoa; Scleractinia; Poritidae
Source: the annotation of a GenBank genome assembly